Molecule: messenger RNA, 2131 nt
Organism: Suricata suricatta (meerkat)
Lineage: Eukaryota; Metazoa; Chordata; Mammalia; Carnivora; Herpestidae
Gene: METTL24
Product: methyltransferase like 24
Exons: 7
Coding region: 1-1041 (346 amino acids)
Source: RefSeq, a predicted model, not a curated record
AUGACUGGAAAGGAAAACGACAGUGGGCUAGCUUUUCAAGUCCGCCAGCCUCCGGAGGCCGGGGCGGAGGGCGCCCCCUCGGGGACCCCCGGAGCUCGGGUUCUGGGCCCGCCGGGCCUCCCGCACCCCUGCGACCCCGCCCGGCACGCCGCCCCUCGCCCCUCCAGCGGCCGGGGGCGCCGAGCGCCUCCGGAGGGCGGCGGCAGCGGGACGCCGGAGCCGGGCUGCUGCGCGCAGCGCGGGCGUCCCCGCCGGAAGGGUGCCCGGUGGCAUAUAGAUCUCCAGCCGUGGGCCGGCCCUGCUCAGGCCCUGGAUGAAGAAGCCUUGAGGUUCCUGACAUACAUCAGCACCACCCAGAUUGCAUGCAAUCACAUCAGCACAGACAGCCUAGCUACCGACUCCAGCCCUGCAAAGAAGCCUUGGUCAGUCUGUCUUGAUGACAGGUUUGGCUUAGCUCAUCAAAUCCGCAGCAAGCAAUGCCGCCUCUACUCUUUAGGGCUGGGGAAUGAUGAUACCCAAUUUGAGGUUAGCAUGGCCAACAAUGGAUGUGAAGUACAUCGUUUUGAUCCUAGUGUUAAAUCAGCUCAUGUCCUGGAGAGCCCACACCUUUGGUAUCAUCGCUUGUCCAUCGACUGGCGGGACCCCCAUCCGGCUGUUGCUGCCCCCAAACCGUACGGCAACACCAGAAAACUGGGAACCAUUUUGAAUGAAUUUGGGCAUCACAAGAUUGAUGUUCUCAAAGCAGAUCUGGAAAGCGCAGAAUGGAAAGUUUUAGAAAACCUCAUUCUGGAAGAUGUCCUCGAUCGAAUUGGACAGCUCACCUUUGAGGUUCAUCUCCACUGGCCCGGGUUCGAGGUCAGUGGUGGGGACAGCAGCGUCGUGCGGUUCUGGUACAGCCUCCUCAAAGAGUUAGAACUAAAGGGCUUCAGACUUUUUCAUAGUUACAAAGACUUAUCUAAACCUCAGAUGUUGCUCAAGAAAGAUAUUUUCAAUGCAAGUAGCUGUUAUACUCUGAGUUGGGUGAAUACAAGAUGGAAAUAGGAGACGGGGCCUCCUCAAAAACUCCAGGAAAUCAUUGCAGAAGGAGGUGCAUCUGGCUAAUUGUCAGUGUACUGGCCCAGACUCCACCAGCCUGGAUUGUGUUAUUGCCUCUGCAGUGCCUGUAGCUUGACACUUGCCACGUGGUAGGGGCACAGUUAACCCUUGUGGAAGGGAUGUGCCAUAGGAGUCAGCCUCUGUCUGCCCAGAUCCUAGGCCUUUCUCCUGUUUGCCUCUGACCAAGUGGGGAUGCUUGUCCUCCUUCAUUUUAACAUGGAAGCCAAUCCCCCACAUAGCUGCUUUCCCUAAAAUUCGUUAUGUAUCUGAAGUUCAUGAAUUUAGCAACAGGAAGAAGAAAUUCUAUACAUUUUCCAUUUUUACUGCGUUCAUGAGAUUAAGUCUGUAGCUUACUGUUCUGAAUAGGGCCUUUCAUUUGACUUUGACUCAAAGGUUUUUUUUCCUCGUUCACCUUGAUCAAUAACAUUGUUUACAGCCUUGUAGUUUUCUAUCCUUCCUACUUGGCUUUUUGCUGAGGGCUGUGCUGUGGCGUUCUAAGAGCCUGUGCUCUGGGGACUGAGACACACACCACAUUCUACCAUUGAGUUUACAGGACUAGAUUAUCAAGAACUUCAACUCAGGAUUCCUUCAGACUCAGCCUUAAAUCUUACCCUUCUGUUCCUCCGAAACUAAACACAAAAUAGAAUUUGCAUGUCUUUACUGUUGCCUUUUCUGACUUCAGACCUGAUUUCUCAACCACCAAUUUGCCUAUGCUGUCAAAUUGGGUUUUUUAAAAUACAUUAUCUGAAAGAUUAAGUGAGUUUUUCUUAACUGCCAGUUGGCAUUCAUUAUAAAACUGUGGCCUGAGAGCCAAAAUCUGUAUCUUUCCUAGGAUGGUUAUGCCAUAUUUCAGUAGUGCCAAUCCUUUUUACAUUUUUAAAUAUUAAACAGAAGAAUGUAGGUUCUUGGUAUUUCAAAUGAUAUCUAUCAUUUUUAUUUAUAGCAUUAGACAUUUAUCCCUAUGAAUAUUUUCAGAAAUUCUACUUCAAAUAAGCUAAACGGUAUAAAAUAAAGCAAAUUAUUACCUUUUGAUAAA